AUGGAAUCUGGCGAGGAUUCUCCGUUAAGCGUCCUGUGUGAGUUGAGCAUCCAAAUAGGGACAUUGCUGGCGAUAAUUGUCGGGGCGUUGCUGUUAAAAAGAGUUAAGUGGUUUCUUCCAGUAGACGCGAACGUCAAUGAUAUUAUCAAGGACAUUAUCACAACAACAGAAGAAUAUUCAAAUUGCGAGUCUCCGAGUUGUAUUCGUUGUCAGAAGUACAGAGAGUUACAUAGAAACCUUCUACCCAGAUUAGAAGAAUUUGCAAAAAUGCAUUCUUGGCAUGGUUUGGAAAGAAUUCUAAGCGGGUGUGAGGAAGCUGAAAUUCAUCGCAAAGCACAGGAAGUGACGUUGCAGCAGCCAAAUGUGUUCUUUCUUCCGGGUCUGUUUGCUUCCCCCUGGCACGAAAAUGUUCAAAAGAGGGACGUCCGAAGAAUUAAAGGAGAGUUCCCUGUGAUUUUAAGAGACUUUGAAAGCAUAUAUAGAGAACACCAAUCUGGUAAUACGCAGGGUUGGACUGUUAACAAUGUGCCUACUGGAGAAUGGAGUGUUUUUUAUUUAAUCAAUCAAGGGAUCAGAAACGCGGAUAAUUGUCGUAAAUGUCCCAAAACGGCACAUAUUAUCGAUCAGUUGGAAUCCAUCAUGGAAGACACGGUAUUUGGAAAUGUAGUGUUCUCAGUUCUACAACCGGGCUCUCAUAUUACAGAACACUAUGGACCAUGUAACCUAAGAAUACGCUGCCAUUUAGGUCUAAUUGUUCCACCAAAAUGUCAUCUUACUGUUGCUGGGGAAACCAGAUGUUGGGUACAAGGAGAAUGUUUCACAUUUGAUGACUCUUUCCUUCAUGAAGCAAGGCAUGAUGGGAAACGAAGCGAUGGACCAAGAGUUGUAUUUAUGGUAGAUUUAUGGCACCCAGAUGUGACCGAGCUGGAGAAGAAAGUCUUGAAAACCUUGUUUAAGAUGAACGAUUGAAGCUUUUAAACUGAUUGUUGGUUCUUACCAAGUUUCAGAAAAUGAAAAACAAUGGAGUAUAGUUUUUACACUCACUGUACCAAACUGAAAUGUUAUUUCAUUUCAAAAUACCUCACAAUAGCAAUAAAAAUUUAAUUUGUUUACUUC
Molecule: messenger RNA, 1116 nt
Organism: Saccoglossus kowalevskii
Lineage: Eukaryota; Metazoa; Hemichordata; Enteropneusta; Harrimaniidae
Product: aspartate beta-hydroxylase domain-containing protein 2-like
Cellular component (GO): membrane
Source: RefSeq, a predicted model, not a curated record